AUCAUCUGUGAGAAGGAAGAAAGAUGAGUAGGGCCACACAUGAGGAUUUCCCGGGUGGGAAAUGAGAGCCUGGCCGAGGCUGAGAGAAUCACUCUGUGGUUCCAGCUCAGUUGCUGUGUGAGGACCUCUGGCAGCUCCUGCCAGCAUGUGCAGACACAGAGAAGGCAGGGAGGUGGGCUGCCCAGCUUUGGUUUCUGCCAGGUAAGAGAGAAGCACAGAGUGCUAGGCAUAUUAGCAGCAGGUGAGCGAUGGAGUGGUGGCUGUGGUUGGGGAGAAGGGUGUGCAGGGAAGAGAAGGUGGAAGAGAGCUGGCGGACAGAAAGGAAGCAGAGGCCUAUUGUGAGGUCUGUGCAGGAUGGUGUCUGUGAAAUUCUGGGCUGUAUCUCCAGUGACUGAUACAUGCUUGGCACAGAGUUGUCACUCAGUGAAUAGUUGAAUAAAUGAGUUGAGGGCUCAAGAGGUCUCAGGUAGAAGACAUGGAAGGUGGGGGUGAUGGAGAGAGCCUUAAUGUUGGAGUCGCUGUGGUUGUGAUUUGGGAAAGGGGCAUUCCAGAGCCAGUGGUGUUCCCAUGGAGGGUGGCUGAAGGGAGCAGAAAGGCUGGAGUUGGGCAGGCAAUCCACAGGAAUACAUAGUUGCUAGUACAGGGGCACAGCACCUGGUCUUCAAGGAGAGAGAGGAUAGAUAGCACUUCUCAAACUGCGGCCCUUGGGCAUCUUGUAUCUGAAUCUGUAGAGGAGUGGUGGGCUUGUUGGAAGUGCUGAGCCCUGGGCCCACCCCAGCCUUUCGGGGAGAAAGUAAGCAGACCGGAGCAUCAAGGAGCAGGAGUAUUUACUGGAUGGUGGAGCAAUCAGCCCUUCCAAUGCCCAUUAGUCCCUGGGCAUGGUAGCUUCUAUUUAGGCUGGAGGUGGAUGAAGGAAAUUCAAGGAAAAGAUACUAGGGGUGGGAAAGGGCCAACACCAGGGAGAUUCAGCCAUGUGAGCGGGUGGCCAGAAGGAGGGGGCUUCAUUCUAGGAUGUAGCUUCUACUAGAAAGGAGACCCUGGCUGGGAAGUGGGACCUGAUCCUCUUCGGGAUGCUGGGGAGUGCCUAGACUGAGCACCCCCUCUGUGGAUGGUGGCUGUGUGACUCUGUACCUGGUUUCUUCUCUGCUUCCUUCUUGGGGCAGCAACACUUAGUAUAAGCUUGGUCCAGUCCCACACUUUUAGCCGGUCUCUCUUCUCAGUCUCCCAGACCCCUCAUGCUUAGUGCCUGACUGCCCUCCAUUGGCAUAGACCCUCCACUCCACACUCAACAGUCCUUCCUUCCACUCCCUCAGCACCACUUACCAGUCUUUACAUACUCAGAACCCCAACUUCUAGCCCUCUGUGUCCUCAGUCCUCUCUCAGCACCCCUCUACAGCCACUCUAUGAGCCCCUUAUUCUAACUGCAUCCAAUCCAGCCUCCACUCAGGGUCUUCAUUCUGUUUAUCCCUCCUGAUUCACCGCAGCGCUCAAUUCCCUUUACCCAAACUCCUAACCCCACCCGAGAGGACCCACUUCAGUUUCCUCCCCCAAGGGAACCCCCAGGCACCCCUCCCAGAGGCCGGCCAGUCCCAGGGCCCCCGUGCCCCCCCUGGUCGAGCCGGUCCCGCCCCAUCCCGGCGGGCUGAGUCAGGCGGCAGGAACUGGGCGGGGGGCGGCGCCAGGAGGAGCUGAAGCCCGAGCCGGAGUCGCUGGGAGCGAUCACGGAGCCCAGCUCGGCCAGCACCUAGUGGCCCUGGGCCUGUGGGGACACGGGCGGGAGGGCAAGCGCAGGGGGUGGGGAGCUGUCCUGGACCUACCAUGAGUGCCAAGAAGAGAGGGAGCCCCGCGCGGACUCAUUCCAUGAUGUCCCUGUCGGUGCGGCCGCAGCGCCGCCUGCUCAGCGCCCGGGUCAAUAGGAGCCAGUCCUUCGCAGGCGUCCUCGGCAGCCACGAGCGGGGGCCCAGGAGCUUCCCGGCCUUCAGCCCCCCGGGGCCCCCACGGAAGCCCCCAGCGCUCUCCCGAGUAUCCAGGAUGUUUGCAGUGGCGCACCCAGCCCCUAAGGUCCCGCAGCCUGAGCGGCUGGACCUGGUGUACACUGCGCUCAAGCAGGGCCUGACGGCCUAUUUGGAAGUGCACCAACAGGAGCAGGAGAAACUCCAGGGACAGAUUAGGGAGUCCAAGAGGAAUUCCCGCCUGGGCUUCCUGUAUGACUUGGACAAGCAAGUCAAGUCCAUUGAACGCUUCCUGCGACGGUUGGAGUUCCAUGCCAGCAAGAUUGACGAGCUAUAUGAGGCAUACUGUGUCCAGCGGCGUCUCCGGGAUGGUGCCUACAACAUGGUCCGUGCCUACAGCACUGGGUCUCCUGGGAGCCGUGAGGCCCGGGACAGCUUGGCCGAAGCCACUCGAGGGCAUCGCGAGUACACAGAGAGCAUGUGUCUGCUGGAGAGUGAGCUAGAGGCACAGCUGGGCGAGUUCCAUCUCCGGAUGAAAGGGCUGGCUGGCUUUGCCAGGCUGUGUGUGGGCGAUCAGUAUGAGAUCUGCAUGAAAUAUGGGCGGCAGCGCUGGAAACUACGGGGCCGAAUUGAGGGUAGUGGAAAGCAGGUGUGGGACAGUGAGGAAACCGUCUUUCUUCCUCUACUCACGGAAUUCCUGGCCAUCAAGGUGACAGAACUGAAGGGUCUGGCCAACCACGUGGUUGUAGGCAGUGUCUCCUGUGAGACCAAGGACCUGUUCGCUGCCCUGCCCCAAGUUGUGGCUGUGGACAUUAAUGACCUUGGCACCAUCAAGCUCAGCUUGGAAGUCACAUGGAGCCCAUUUGACAAGGAUGACCAGCCCUCAACUGCUUCCACUGUCAACAAGGCCUCCACAGUCACCAAGCGCUUCUCCACCUAUAGUCAGAGCCCACCAGACACGCCCUCACUUCGGGAACAGGCCUUUUAUAAUAUGCUGAGGCGGCAGGAGGAGCUAGAGAAUGGGACAGCAUGGUCCCUGUCAUCUGAAUCUUCAGACGACUCAUCCAGCCCUCAGCUCUCAGGCACUGCCCGCCAUUCUUCAGCCCCCAGGCCUCUGGUGCAGCAGCCUGAACCUCUGCCCAUUCAAGUCGCCUUCCGUAGGCCUGAGACCCCUGCCACUAGGCCCGUGGAUGAAGAGGGGGCCAUGGCCCCAGCUCUGGCCAAUGGGCAUGCCCCCUAUAGCCGGACUCUGAGCCACAUCAGUGAGGCCAGUGUGGAUGCUGCCUUGGCUGAGGCUGCAGUGGAGGCUCUGGGUCUAGAAAAUCUUGCUCAGGGACCUAGCCCGCCUGCAGACCCAGAUCCCACCCAUGGGGAGCAACCUGGUCCUGUCCCUCUUGCUGUGGACCCUUGCCGUUCUGCCACAAGCCCCACCCUCAGUACAACAGGCCCUGCUCACACAUCUACAGACCCUGCCCUAUCUGCACAUCUAGACUUGGUUCACAAGGUCACAGACUCUAGCUCUUCUGAAUUGCCAGGCCCCACCCACACCACUACAAGCUCUACCUACAAUGCCAUUAGCCCUAGCCGCAGUGCUUCAGGCGCCACUCACAUUACCACAGGUUCCACCCACAAGCCCACCGUCUCUACCCCCUCGACUACAGGCUCUACCGCCAGUGCCGCAACCCCAGCCCAGACCACCACAAGCCCCACCGACGAAGCAAUGCUUUCCACCCUCACUACUGUAGGUCCUACCCCCAAUACAGGCCCUGUCCAGACCACCACAAGCUCUACCCACACUACCGCAAGCCCUACCCAUACUACUGCAAGCCUCACCCAUACCACCAUAAGCCCCACCCACACUACUGCAAGCCCCACCCAUGCCACUACAAGCCCCACCCACACUACUGCAAGCCACGCCCAUAUCACUAUAAGCCCCACCCACACUACUCCAAGCCCCCCCCAUACCACUGAAAGUCCCCCUCAUACCACUACAAGCCCUACUCACAAAGACAAGUUGUCAACUCACACCACUACAAGUCCUACCCCCAAAGCUAAGGGCCCAGUCCAGACCACCAGAAGCCCCACCCAUCCUGUCACAAGCCCCACCCUGAUAACUGUAAGCUCUUCCACUUCUCUAGGCCAUGCUGUGCUUCCCAGUCCCUCUGCAAAUACAGAUCCUACCCUCCCAGGCCCCCACACCCUGUCCUGCAGCUACCCAGCCUCCACUCCUUGCACUCAAGCAGAGCCCAUAGUCCCCAGCACCUCCUACCCAAGUCCUGCCUGUUCCAGUUGGGAACCCCUCACAAGUCCUUCUCCAGACCCCCCAGAGCCCAUCCUUCAGAGCCCAUGUCCCCCUCCCUCACCUCUAGCCCCUGUGGCCCAGCAUUUAGACUGUAGCCCCACCAUCGCCACCUGGGCCCCAGUUCCAGUGGCAGCUGGAGGAGCUGGGGGUAGGAGGCUGGAAGAGGCCCUGGGGGCCCUAAUGGCUGCCCUGGAUGACUAUCGUGGCCAGUUCCCUGAGCUGCAGGGCCUGGAGCAGGAGGUGACCCGGCUGGAGAGUCUGCUCAUGCAGAGACAAGGUCUGACUCGCAGCCGGGCCUCUAGCCUUAGUAUCACUGUGGAGCAUGCCCUGGAGAGCUUCAGCUUCCUCAACGAGGAUGAAGAUGAAGACAUGGAUGGUCCUGCAGACAGGCCCCCAGACAGCCUGGAGCCUGGGGCAGAGGACAGCCUCGACUUACCCUGUGCCCGCCCCCUCAGCACAGAGUGUCCAGCUCUGGACGCUGCCUUGGUCCAGCACCUGUACCACUGCAGCCGCCUCCUGCUGAAACUGGGCACAUUUGGGCCCUUGCGCUGCCAGGAGGCAUGGGCCCUGGAGCGGCUGCUGAGGGAGGCCAGAGUGCUGGAGGCCGUAUGUGAGCUUAGCAGGCGAUGGGAAAUCCCUGCCACCUCUGCCCAGGAAGUGGUGCAGUUCUCAGCCUCCCGGCCCGGCUUCCUGACCUUCUGGGACCAGUGCACAGAGGGACUCAGCCCUUUCAUCUGCCCUGUGGAGCGAGUGCUCCUCACCUUCUGCAAUCAGUACAGUGCCCGCCUCUCCCUGCGCCAGCAAGGCCUGGCUGAGGCUGUGUGUGUCAAGUUCCUGGAGGAUGCCCUGGGGCAGAAGCUGCCCAGGAGGCCCCAGCCAGGGCCUGGAGAGCAGUUCACGGUCUUCCAGUUCUGGAGUUACGUCGAAGCAUUGGAUAGCCCCUCUAUGGAGGCCUAUGUGACUGAAACCGCUGAGGAGGUGUUACUGGUGCGGAAUUUGAACUCAGAUGACCAAGCUGUUGUGCUGAAGGCCCUGAGGUUGGCACCUGAGGGGCGGCUGCGAAGGGAUGGGCUUCGGGCCCUCAGCUCCCUGCUGGUCCAUGGCAACAACAAGGUCAUGGCUGCUGUCAGCACCCAGCUUCGGAGCCUGUCACUGGGCCCUAUCUUUCGGGAACGGGCCCUCCUGUGCUUCCUGGACCAACUCGAGGAUGAAGAUGUACAGACGAGAGUGGCUGGCUGCCUGGCCCUGGGCUGCAUCAAGGCUCCUGAGGGCAUUGAGCCCCUGGUGUACCUGUGCCAAACGGACACAGAAGCCGUGAGGGAAGCUGCUCGGCAGAGCCUGCAACAGUGUGGGGAAGAGGGACAGUCUGCCCAUCGACGGCUGGAGGAAUCACUGGACGCCCUGCCCCGCAUCUUCGGGCCUGGCAGCAUGGCCAGCACAGCUUUCUAAAUUCCCUACCCGCUGGCUUCCAGUGCCCCUUCCCCUCACUUCCAGGGCUUACCAGGCACUGGCAGGGAGGGUGAGGGCUGGCUCCAGAUACCUCUCCCCCUCCAGAUUCCCAUCAAUGAAAAUCUAAUAUAUUCUUCUGUUGCCCUUGGGUUGGUAGAGUCAGUGCCUGCAGUCAAGUGCCUCCCAGCCUCGGCUCAGCACACUUGCCACAAAUCAGUGUCCCACCACAUCCCUUGGUUUUAUAUUUUAUUUACAGAGUUUUACAGAAAAUAAAAAAGCAAAAUGCCUUUCCUACA
This is a messenger RNA of Ailuropoda melanoleuca (giant panda), 5999 nucleotides long. RefSeq names its product RHO family interacting cell polarization regulator 1 (gene RIPOR1). NCBI's taxonomy places the organism in Eukaryota, Metazoa, Chordata, Mammalia, Carnivora, Ursidae. Gene Ontology annotation, cellular component: cytoplasm. The coding region runs from base 1819 to 5703 and encodes 1294 amino acids. The transcript has 22 exons. The record is from RefSeq and is a predicted model, not a curated record.